AUGCAUGUGAUCUUGUACAUUUUGCUCGGCCUCAUGGCCGGGUCUGCACUCGCAGCUUCCGACCCCCCUUCAUGCAGCACUUCGAAGUCCUGCCCCAAGGAAUAUCCCUGCUGCUCGGAAGGGACCUGUGGCACUGGCACCUACUGCCUCGGCGGAUGUGAUCCCCGAAUGUCAUACUCCCUGGAUGCCUGUACUCCCAAGGCCGUGGGCCAGAAUCGAACCUUCUCCUGGCCAAAUCUUGACAACGCUGCUCUGAACACGAAGUAUCUGGGCAAUGCAUCUGAAUCGGACUGGGAAUAUUCCGGAUCUCCCAAGCUGAAGGAUGGAAAUAUCAUCUUGACUAUGCCUAAGAAUAGUGUCGGGACGCUUGUUUCUAGCACACACUAUAUGUGGUACGGGAAGAUCGCGGCUGAUGUCAAAAGUAGUCGUGGGAAGGGCGUUGUCACUGGCUUUAUCCUGAUGUCUGAUGUCAAGGAUGAGAUCGACUUCGAAUGGGUGGGCUCUGACCUGGAGAAUGUGCAGACCAACUUUUAUUUCCAAGGAAUCACGAACUAUCGCAUAGAUGAGAUUCUGACAGCACACUUGAAAUUUCCAGAUACAAAUGGGGACAAACUUUCGACCAGUGACAAUACCUACUCCAGCUGGCAUCACUACGAGAUCAAUUGGACGCCCCAGGCAAUAAAAUGGUCCGUAGACGGAACGGUGAAGCGAACACUCACCAAGAAAUCCACCUGGAAUGCCACUGCCAACCGAUACGAGUACCCCCAAACCCCGUCUCGCAUGCAGCUUUCACUUUGGCCGGCCGGCCGAGCGAGUAACGCACAGGGUACUAUUGACUGGGCCGGCGGCGAGAUCGACUGGAACGCCGCCGAUAUUCGAGACCACGGAUAUUACUCCGCCACCUUUGCCAAUAUCACUAUGGAAUGCUAUGAACCGCCUGCCGGGUCGGGAGAUGGGCAUCGCUCGUAUGCUUAUCUCGACAAGAAAGGUCUGGAAAGCUCCGUGCUUGUUACGAACAAUAACACGGUUCUGCCCGAUAUGGGUCAUACUGGCUUGAAUAUGGGGACUGGAAAUUCAAGUUCAAGCUCUUCGUCAGGCUCGGAUUCUGGCGAUGGUCCGUCGACUACAUCGACGUCGUCGAAGUCGGGUAGCACGGAGUUUGUUCAGUACGCGAAUAACGCCCCCGGACAGGUGCCCCAGAAUGUGUGGCUAGCUGCUGUGGUUCUGCUAUUCUCGAUGAUCAUCUCAUAA
Messenger RNA from Penicillium cosmopolitanum, 1251 nucleotides. RefSeq lists its product as uncharacterized. Gene Ontology annotation, molecular function: glycosyltransferase activity; hydrolase activity, hydrolyzing O-glycosyl compounds. The transcript has 2 exons. Gene Ontology annotation, cellular component: fungal-type cell wall. The record is from RefSeq and is a predicted model, not a curated record. Gene Ontology annotation, biological process: carbohydrate metabolic process; fungal-type cell wall organization. The coding region runs from base 1 to 1251 and encodes 416 amino acids. Lineage: Eukaryota; Fungi; Ascomycota; Eurotiomycetes; Eurotiales; Aspergillaceae.